Molecule: messenger RNA, 1160 nt
Organism: Geodia barretti
Lineage: Eukaryota; Metazoa; Porifera; Demospongiae; Tetractinellida; Geodiidae
Source: the annotation of a GenBank genome assembly
ACGCACACAGUACUGGUUUGCAUGCGGCCAUGGCCGUCUUUUUUCAUGUCCUACGACUUAGCAAACAGUAGCUACAGCUGUUUUAGAAUCGUUGCUUUUCCCUGACAAAAAGAGGGGAGGGGCUGAGUAGUUGACUAUAUAAGCUAGCUAGCUAGAGCUCCAGCUCGCAAAACACGACAAGAUGACUGGUUCAGGAGGGGUAGACACGCAGGCUCCCCGGCCAAAGAUCGCCGCCAUGGAGCGAGGCCCGGGGCCUAGUCGGUACGCACUACCGUCGCUGACUGGCCGCGAGGGGCACUCGCCGACGAAAAAAAUUUUCCCUGCCUAUUCCUUCGGCAGGAAAGUGGGAGGAGGAUUUAUUGCCCCAGACUGCAGCCCAGGCCCGGUGCACAACGUGGAUCCAUCCUUUACCCGGUACGGCAGAGAGGGCGUCCCUUCUUACUCUCUCUACGCCCGACACAAGGAGCUGACGGCAUUCAAGACCCCGGGUCCAGGAGCCUACAGGCCGGAGCAGAGCCAGACUUGCUUCCAGGGAGAAAAGAAGAUGCCGGCCUACAGCAUGGCAGCUCGCACCCGCUACCGAAAAAGGGAUGCCAACCCUUCCCCCAACACCUACACGCUGCCCACCCUGCUGGGAGAGAGGGUCCCCUACAAACCCAGCUCGGCCUGCUACAGCAUGGCCAAACGACUGAAGGCUGGAGACUUUGCCGCCGACUACGCCAAGACCCCAGGACCUGCACGCUACGACUCGGUGUCAGCUGAACUUACUCAGCCGAGGAGACCGUCCUAUUCCAUUCAGGCUCGCCAGUUCAUGCCUGGAGAUCCGACACAGAAGCCAGGCCCAGGGGCCCACUGUCCUGAGCGAUGUAACGUCACCAAGCGACAAGCACCCGCUUACUCCCUCGGCAUCCGCCACUCCGAGUUUGUGUGUCCCCUCAUCAUCGAGGUCUCGGACUAGCCACACCCACUGCCACACCCACUACACUAGCUGCCAGAAUACGAUGUAGUAGUCGAUGAUUAUUUUUUUUUUUUUUGUUUUUAAAUGUGCAUUUUUUUGGUCAUAGCAAGAUGUUUUUCUAGCGAUUUGAUGUUACAUCUGGGCUAUAAUUAUAAGUAAAAAAAUUGCCAUUCAACUGCACAUCACACAAAGGAGAAAUAGA